AAAUUAAAUAUAUCAGCCAUGCUAAAAGGCAAAUGCAUUUAGUCUUCACACCUUGAACAAAGCUUGUGAUAUCUUGGCCCAAUCUUUCAAGCAAUGAGGAUAUUAACCACAGGCUUGUCUGUGCCAAGCUUGAACUGAUAGCAGCAAAAAUGGAAGCCAAUGCUAAGAUAAAGAAAUAUGAGGAGACAGUUAAACACUUGUAUAAACUUUUAAAGAAAGUUUGCCAGGAAAGAGAUGAAGCAAGAGACCAGCUUCAAUUGAUAAGGAAUUUCCAAGCAUCUACUCCAGCUGAGACAAGCAGUACUGUUCCACAAGUUGAUCAUCAUGCAUGCCUCCAAUACAAAACAAAGCCAUCAUUGAAUAGCACCAAGGUAUCAUAUUCAAGUUCCAAAGUAUUCUCAAAUCAUCCAUGUGAUUUAUCCUUGUCAAGUCUCCUGCCAAAUGAGAAACAUUCUUCCACAAGAAUUGCUGAACCAAGCAACUUGACCUUACCAAAGCAACCAAACCAUAUGAAAGCAGACAUAGGUGCUUCAAGAGAUAAUAAUAAUAAUAUGGUUGAUGGUGCUUCGCUAGUGUUUGAUAAACUUGUUUGUGGGAAACCCUUGCCUCAAAAGGGUAGAUUGUUGCAAAGUGUAACAGAAGCUGGACCUUUGCUUCAAACACUUCUAGUUGCUCCUGCUCCACAGUGGCAAAAUCCUCCUUCUUUAUCUUCCUCUGGCCUUAUACUUGGUACACAAGACAAUAGCUCCUCUACUACUAACACCGAUGAUAAGGCAAGUGUUAAUCCAAAUGGAUUCAUUCCAACUUCUUUGAGUUUGGCAUUUCCAGGGAAUUCUCAUGGACCUUCUCAGAUGUCUUCUGCGUCCGGUUUCGGAUUAGCGCUAAAGAAUGAACAGGUGUCAUAUGAGGAUAUGGAUUCCAAUAUGAUGCACAAUCAUGCAUUAACCGGAAAAAAGAGAAAACUUUUGUGAGGCUUGCAGCUCUGUUCCUCCCCCUACUUCAUUUUUGCAUAGUAAUCAGUCUUGCUUUUUUUUAUUAUUUAAAUUUAAAUAGUAUGUGAGAUAAUAGAUAAUAAUCAACCACAUGUAUAAGUUAGCAUCGCUAGGUUAUAAUUGCACUGCUUUGAGCUUUUUCUUGAACUUUUGCUAGAUGAAUGAUGUGAUGUACAUACAAAUGAGACUGUUGAAUGAGACUAAUGACCACGACCAUGACCAUGGUUACUUGGUUAGAAAUAAAUUAUGCAUGUGCUUCCUUCUUA
Glycine soja is the source of this 1258-nucleotide messenger RNA. RefSeq lists its product as uncharacterized. Bases 150 to 971 code for a protein of 273 amino acids. The transcript has 2 exons. The record is from RefSeq and is a predicted model, not a curated record. NCBI's taxonomy places the organism in Eukaryota, Viridiplantae, Streptophyta, Magnoliopsida, Fabales, Fabaceae.